Messenger RNA from Auxenochlorella protothecoides, 651 nucleotides. RefSeq names its product Proteasome subunit beta type-3. Gene Ontology annotation, cellular component: proteasome core complex; proteasome core complex, beta-subunit complex. Bases 1 to 651 code for a protein of 216 amino acids. Lineage: Eukaryota; Viridiplantae; Chlorophyta; Trebouxiophyceae; Chlorellales; Chlorellaceae. Gene Ontology annotation, biological process: proteasome-mediated ubiquitin-dependent protein catabolic process. The transcript has 6 exons. The record is from RefSeq and is a predicted model, not a curated record.
AUGGUCGUCACUCCGGACCACCUCACCCUGCAACCAAGAGUAAUCUUUGAGUACAAUGGCAGUGCAAUCAUUGCCAUGGCCGGCAAGGAGUGUGUGGCCAUAGCCAGCGAUCUCAGAUUUGGUGUCCAGCUACAAACGCUGGCGACCGACCACAAGAAGGUGUACAAGAUUCAUGAUCAGCUCUUCCUGGGACUCUCCGGGCUGGCAAGCGACGCUGAAACACUAUCACAGCGCUUUAAGUUCAAGCACACCCUGUACAAGUUGCGGGAGGAGCGGGACAUCAAGCCCUCUGCCUUUGCGCAGCUGGUCUCCGCCACGCUCUACGAGAAGCGCUUCGGCCCCUACUUCUGCCAGCCGGUCAUCGCGGGGCUGGAGCCGGACGGCACGCCCUACCUGUGCGGCAUGGACUCCAUUGGGGCCAUUGAGACGGCCAAGGACUUCAUGAUCGCAGGGACGGCGUCUGACGCCCUGCUGGGCAUCUGCGAGUCCCUCUGGCGGCCAGACAUGGGUCCAGAGGAGCUGUUCGAGGUCACCGCCGAGGCCCUGCUGUCGGGCCAGGGCCGGGACUGCCUUGCCGGCUGGGGCGCAGUGGUGUAUGUCAUCACGAAGGACCAGAUCAUCGCCCGGCAGCUCAAAGAGCGGACGGUGUAG